Cannabis sativa is the source of this 2163-nucleotide messenger RNA. RefSeq lists its product as uncharacterized. Bases 428 to 1951 code for a protein of 507 amino acids. Gene Ontology annotation, molecular function: glycosyltransferase activity. The transcript has 3 exons. Lineage: Eukaryota; Viridiplantae; Streptophyta; Magnoliopsida; Rosales; Cannabaceae. The record is from RefSeq and is a predicted model, not a curated record.
UAAUUUUUUUUUGGAGGGCAGUUAAGAAAAAUAACUUGAGAAAGUGUGUAAACGUGUUUGACAUUAUAUACAUGAUCUACGUUACUUACAAGGCAGAAAGCAUUAAUUACAUGAAACUCUUGCCAAGAAGCUCUGAUUACAAACAAUUAAUCAUUUUAUAAAUAUUGCUUUAGCCAUAAUUUAAGAUCACUUGGUUUUCACCAUCUUCAUAAAAUAAACUCACUCACUUCCUUUCCGCCACAAAAUCUGGUAGCUUCUCAAUUUAAUGGCACAAAACAUGAACUAGAUACUUUACUCUUGAAAUCUUUAAGCCAAAAAAUCAUAACAUUUGUAACUAGUUACUCAAUAUCUCUUUCUCUCAAUCAAUCAAACACUUGAACGACGUCGUUUCUCAUCAAAUUCUUCUUUCUCCACCUUUCUUCUCGCCAUGAGCAAAACACCACAACAACUCAAAUAUCACCAUCGUAAUAAUAACCACCUUUUUUACUCUCCUAAAUUCUCCAUUUACCUUUUAGCUGCCACUUGUGUAGUCCUCUUCAUUCUCUUCCACAUCAACUCUCUCCAACUCCCUCCGAAGCCCGCCACAUGGUCUUUCACCCAACAGUGGCAGAGAAUCAUAUUCAACAAUUCCACCGAGACAGCAGCAGUCACAGUCGAACAAAAAUGUUCUACUGAUGCUGCUGCCUCGGUUGGAACAGUUAAAAACUGUUCCUGCUCGGCGGAGGAAGUUUCAGCUAAACUCCGCCGAGCAGUAACAUUCCUUCCUCUGAAGGAUCUUCGGUACUCUAACACCGCUCAACAGGGCCACACGUGGUUUAUGAGCUCUAUGUACGAUGAUCACGAGGAAGGGGAGGUACAAUACCAAGAAUUCCCUUCCGAGUCAUCGGAAGGUAGACUUCUUUGCAUUAAAGGCCGCGACCGCCACGACGGUUCGUGGAAUUCCUACGCUUUGGCGUGGCCGGACACGUUGCCGCAUAACGCCACACUCAUGAAGGGCCUAACGUUUGUGUCUAACAAUCACUAUAACUAUGACAACAUCUGGCAUGGCUUGUGCGCCAUGGUUCCGUUUGUAGGGUGGCACAUCAAAAACAAGUGUACUUCCACGCCGGACAGGUGGGUGCUGUACCAUUGGGGUGAGCUGAGAUUGUCAAUGGCUCAUUGGUUGAGCACUUUGAUGGAGGCUACGUUUGAUGGGCAGCCAAUGAUUGAAGGGUUUGAUGAUGGUGUUGAAGAUGAAACGGCACCGUUUUGCUUUGAGCAAGCUGUGGUGAUGAGACAUAAUGAGGGUGGGAUGCAUAGGAUGAAGAGAAUGGAGGUUUAUGAUCUGAUGAGGUGUAAGGCUAGGAUCUAUUGUAAUGUAUCCACCGUUAGAGCUGCCGCCGGUGAAGGGAAGGUGCCGGAGAUUGGUUUGACGUUGUUGAUGAGAGUGGGUGCGCGGUCGUUCAAGAAUGAGUCGGCGGUGAUUGGAAUAUUUGGAAGGGAGUGUGCUAAGGUGGAGGGUUGCCGGAUGAUGGUGGCUCAUUCCAAUAACCUCACUUUUUGUGAACAGGUGAAGUUAAUGAGCUCAACAGACAUAUUGGUAUCCCCACAUGGAGCUCAACUCACCAACCUGUUGUUUUUAGACCGAAACAGUAGUGUUAUGGAGUUCUUUCCCAAAGGCUGGCUUAAGCUAGCAGGUGUAGGCCAAUUCGUGUUCCAAUGGUUGGCUAGUUGGUCUGGCAUGCGCCAUGAGGGAAUGUGGCGAGACCCCGACGGAGAGGCUUGUCCCUACCCAGAGGACGAUCGUCGUUGCAUGUCCAUCUUCAAGGGCGGCCGGGUCGGACACAACGAGACCUAUUUCUCUGAGUGGGCAAUAAAGGUACUCACUCAGGUGAAAUUGAGGAAGAUUGAAGAUAACAAGGCAUCAAAAGUCAUGUCUAAGGAUUCUAGUGGCUGUUCUUGUACCUCAUGACCUUUUCUAUGAUCAUUUUGUAGGUUAAAAUAUUUUGUUAAGAUUAAUGAUAUGUAGACAUAUACAAAUUACAUUGAAAUAAUAUACGUACUGAGCCCCAUUAAUUUACAUAAAUGUGAUUAGUUGAAAAUUAGUCAUGUUACAAUAUAUAAUGUUUGAGUGUAAUGUGUGAUGCAUGUAUCUUCACUCUUAACAUUUUUGUUAUAUAUAUA